UCCAGUCAGACCUGUUGGAUGAACUCCGAGGGAACCGCCUCCUGCCUCCUGCCUCCUGCGUCUGCGGCACUGAAAGUGUCUGGCUGGGCUCUGGCACCAACAGAUCCGACCGGAGAGGCAUCAUGGAGGCAGGAGCAGCUGUGCUCUUGCUGGUGGCCCUGCUGGGGACCAGUUCAGCGAGCAGCUUUUAUGGAGACAGCAUCAGCCUGGCGCCGCUGCAGCAGAACGCAGAUGGGACGUACAAGGUGACUUUCUACCACCGACAAAACGGCAGAACCAGCUGUCAGAACCAGUCGGCUCUGCUCUGUGAUGGUGGGGUGUGUUCGGACCUGGACCGGUCGGCUGCGGUCCAAACAGACCAGGAUUCUUUGGGCAGAUGGUGCCAGGUUGAAGAACGCACAACAGCAACGUUCCAGCCCAAUGGGACAAGUUUCAUUCUGAGAGGCUCCGGCUGCUGCUGGGACAAUAAUCUGGAGCACAAAUCCAACUGGGAGAGCCACGCAGAGCUGGACCUGGGAGUCAGAUCAGACUCCUACCGCAUCAACAACUGUCCCGUCACCGCAACCGUGGCUUCCUUACGGGUUUCUCAGAACUGCUUCACCCAUCUUCGCCUUCUGGCUCAUGAUCCAGAUGAAGACGUGGUGAGAUGCCGCUUCGCUUCCGGCGCCCCAGCAAACUUCACUCUGGACGAGAGUACCUGUACGCUGAGAGGCUCAGGUGAGCUCCAACUUGGCCAACACGUGUUUGAACUGACGGUGGAGGAUUUCUCCACCAAAAACGUGACGCUGACGUACGCAGACGGAAGUACGGCGACCCGGGAGGCCUCCAGCACCAGCCUGCCUCCGCUCUGCAGGCUGAAGCUGCAGUUCGUGGUGGACGUCCUUUCUCCGACAUCGAGCUGCGUGGCCGGUGACCUUCUGCCCAUGUUCCUGUCCCGGACGCCGUCGCAUGGAGACGUUCUCCACGCCAGCGUGGGUCAGACGCUGCAGCUCUACGCCGAGGCCCAGGCUCAAAACGCGCAGAUCCAGGGCUUCCAGGUCAGCGGCCCCCAAAACGUGACCAAGGAGUUCAGAAGCGGGUCGGACGGGAAAGCAGAGGUCACUCUGCGCUGGACCCCGAAGGAAAGCGACGCCAACAAACUCGUCCCGAUUUGUUUCGCUGCAGACACGGCGAUAACCCAAUCAGAGAUGAGAUGUGUCGUUGUCACGGUGACCCAUACUGGCGCCCUGCAAGGCAGAGCCUCUGUUACCUGCUUGCCCAACAAGAUGACGGUGGCCUUGGAGAAAGCCUCCAUGCCAGACAUCAGUGAGGAGUUUCUGUCACUCAGAGACCCGUCGUGCACGCUCACCACCAACGGCACCCACAUCGUGGGAACCAUGUCCUUCAGCACCUGUGGCACAAAGCUGGAGGACAAAGGAGACUACAUCGUCUUUAAGAACGAGAUCCACUCCAUCGUGCGGUCCAACGAGAUCAUCAUCCGGAGGAACAAUGUCAAGAUCGACUUCUACUGCGAGUUUCCCAAAACCAUCAGCGUCUCCAACUUCUACAACCUCCACCAGGCCGACUACAUCUUCACCGAGUCCAGCUUUGGCAGCUUCGGCUACAGCUUCGAGAUAUACCAGGACGGCAACUUCACCAGCAGGGUGUCGCCCGACGCCUACCCGGUGCAGGUCAAGAUGAUGGAGAUGAUUUACAUGGGCAUCCAGGCUGUGUCGGAGCUGCCAAACGUCACCUUGUUUGUCGAGUCGUGCAAAGGAACUCCAGACAACAACCCUGACAACCCCAUGUACUACGACCUCAUCAAGAACGGGUGUGUCAAAGACGAGACGGUUAAGAUCCACCCGUCAAACCAGACGAACUUCAACUUUGAGAUCCAAGCCUUUAAAUUCAACGGAAAUUAUGACCAGGUUUACAUCAUCUGCAACGUCAUCCUGUGCGAGCCUGGGAAUCCCUUUUCCCGAUGUGCGCAGGGAUGUCUGAGCGAGCCGUCCCGCCGUCGCAGACGAGGGCUGAGCAUGGAGACCACCGGGCACUACAUUACCCAGGGUCCUCUGCAAGUGGUUGGGCCAGCUGGUCCCAGUUCUCCAGCGGAGCACAAGAAGAUAAAUGCAGCUCCGAAAAGUGACACGGCUCCUGAAGGGAAUUUUCCAGGAGUUGUUCCAGAACCCAGAUCGGACGGAGAAACCUGGAGGUUCAGGGAGGUGUUUGCCUCCAACAUCACCACGGUGGUGUUCGGCAGCGGCUUCGUCCUGUCGCUGGUUCUGCUGGCCGUGGUGGUCCGCUACUUCAGCAGGAGGAGGAGAGCUGAAGACCAGAGCUUUCUCAUUGAAGACGAGUUUGAGAAAUAAACGGCUCCCUGAGAGCCUCUGGAAAACAGAUGAAUUAAAGGAGACAAGCUAAACCAUCUUUUUUACCCAACCAAGGUCUGAGAUCAGGUUUGAUCAGAAUCAGAACUCAGUUCUUUUCUUUUUUCACCUGGUUUUACAGAAAACAGUGAAAA
Molecule: messenger RNA, 2500 nt
Organism: Poecilia latipinna (sailfin molly)
Lineage: Eukaryota; Metazoa; Chordata; Actinopteri; Cyprinodontiformes; Poeciliidae
Exons: 13
Coding region: 123-2348 (741 amino acids)
Source: RefSeq, a predicted model, not a curated record